This is a messenger RNA of Leptopilina heterotoma, 501 nucleotides long. Its product is annotated as ESX-1 secretion-associated protein EspI-like. Lineage: Eukaryota; Metazoa; Arthropoda; Insecta; Hymenoptera; Figitidae. The transcript has 2 exons. The record is from RefSeq and is a predicted model, not a curated record. The coding region runs from base 1 to 501 and encodes 166 amino acids.
AUGAGCGGUAACAAUAACGGACCACGUGGCAACGAAAAUAUUCAAGCUUUACCAGCGAUGGCAUCCAUCGUCCUGCCACCGGGCUAUUGCAUACAACCGCCGGGGGAAGAGGAUAACAUGCCGCCACCACACCAACCGGGGCAUCAUGAACAGCCUGUAAUUGUUGAAGCUGGACCACCAAUUCACCAAGCACCAGGAGCUGGUGCUUGCAGAUGCAUUUACUGCAUGGAUGAAAUGCCUGUUCCCCCAGCGGUUCCUUUUCACCAGGCAUUAUAUAUGCCUCAGCCACCGACUGCCGCCUUACCCGUUGCUGCACCGAUGAUGUCUACACCGAUGAUGCCUGCACCGAUGAUGCCUGCACCGAUGAUGACAGCACCGAUGAUGACAGCACCGAUGACUGCUGCAAUGGGCAUUAUCUCGACGCCGGAGGGAAACAAUGUUCUGUUUAGUGGACAGGGUGGGAGAAGACUCGGAGACGAAAUUUGGACGCCGAUCAGGUAA